This is a messenger RNA of Necator americanus (New World hookworm), 321 nucleotides long. RefSeq lists its product as uncharacterized. The transcript has a single exon. The record is from RefSeq and is a predicted model, not a curated record. Bases 1 to 321 code for a protein of 106 amino acids. NCBI's taxonomy places the organism in Eukaryota, Metazoa, Nematoda, Chromadorea, Rhabditida, Ancylostomatidae.
AUGUUCAUGCGUAACGGAUGGGUCUCGGAUGCCCUAUUCCCGCUCAACGGAACGAACAUAUCCGAUUGCGCCAACUACGUUUAUCUGGGUCGGGAAUUGAACAUGAUGAACGACCUGGCUACUGAGCUAGGCAGGAGGAGACGAGCGGCUUGGGGAGUGUGUAAGAGCAUCGAGGAUGUAGUGAAGAAGACCAAGAACACACGGCUCCGUGCUCACCUCUUCAACACCACCGUAUUUCCUGCUUUGACCUAUGGUUCGCAAACCUGGGCAUUUCGCAAGCAGGAAGAAAACGCGGUGAACGCCCAAUUGAGAGAGCGGUGA